Molecule: messenger RNA, 4394 nt
Organism: Anopheles nili
Lineage: Eukaryota; Metazoa; Arthropoda; Insecta; Diptera; Culicidae
Gene: DCTN1-p150
Product: dynactin subunit 1
Exons: 6
Coding region: 1-3705 (1234 amino acids)
Source: RefSeq, a predicted model, not a curated record
AUGGCCGAAAAGUAUCUGAAAAUUGGCCAACGGGUGGAGCUGCCCGGCAAGGACGUCCGCGGUACGAUCGCGUACGUCGGCAUGACCUCGUUCGCCGUGGGCAAAUGGAUAGGCGUGAUUCUGGACGAAGCUAAGGGCAAGAACAACGGAUCGAUAAAAGGGCAUCAGUACUUUUCGUGCGACGAAAACUACGGCAUGUUCGUCCGGCCAACGCAGCUCAUGUUCAUCGACGAAUCGGGCAAUCCGAUCGAGGACGCACAAACACCGGAAGAAAAACCACGUUCCCGACUGAGCAGCUCCCGGAUGUCACUGAACCGCAGCACGAGCUCGCUCGGUUCGAAAACCCAGCUCACGUCCCCGGGCAGCGAACGAGCGUCCGGUCAGUCCUCCAUCCCGACGCCCGUGUCCUCCAUCCCGACGAUGGUGAAACCCGACCGACACGAGCCGCUUCAACGUUCGCACAUGAGCCCACCGGAAUCGCUGCAAACAUCAAAGCGUGCGUCCUUCGUCGAGACCGGUUUCGUGGAAACGCUCAAGCCUCAGUUCACGCCGGGACAAUCGCUUACCUCACCGUCACCCGCGAUGACACCAGCACCCGGUUCGUCCACGGAGGACCGCAUUCACAUUCUGCAGCUGCAGCAAGAGCUCGAAGAGAGCCGGAAGCAGGCGACGGAUUUGAGCGAAAAGCUCGAAACGCUAAAGCAACGCCGGGCGGAGGAUCGCGAGCGGAUGCGCGAGUUCGACAAGAUGAAAACGCAGUACGAGCAGCUGGUGGAGUUUAAGAGUAAAAUUAUGGACGCACAUUCGCAGCUCCAACGUGAUUUGCAACGAGCGAAGCAGGAUGCGAAGGAUGCGAUCGAAGCGCGCGAUUUGCACAGCGAGGAAAUGGCCGAACUGUCGGAAAACGUGGAACUGAUCACGCUCGACAAAGAGAUGGCCGAGGAGAAGGCGGACACGCUGGCGCUCGAGCUGGAGACGGCCAAGGAGCGCAUCGAGGAGCUGACACUCGAUCUGGAGAUUCUGAAGGCGGAAAUGCAGGAAAAGCUGGGCACGGGUACCGGUGGUACCGGUGGUGCCGGUAGUGGAGGUGACGGUCCGAUCGUAGCAUCCACUUACGAGUUCAAGCAGCUGGAACAGCAAAAUGCGCGUUUGCGUGAGACGUUGGUCCGGUUGCGUGAUUUGUCCGCGCACGAAAAGCACGAGAUCCAGAAGCUCGAGAAGGAGCUGGAAACGAAAAAGUCCGAGGUAACGGAACUGCAACGCACAAAGGAAAAGUUCUCGGCCAAAAUCGACGAGCUGGAAACGCAACUGAGCGAUCUGCAGGAGCAAGUGGACGCGGCGCUCGGUGCCGAAGAGAUGGUUGAGCAGCUCGCCGAAAAGAAGAUGGAGCUGGAGGACAAGGUGAAAGCGCUCGAGGAGGAAGUUGCCGAGCUGGAAGCCCUCGAAGAGGUCCACGAGCAGCUGGUCGAAAGCAACCACGAGCUGGAGAUGGACAUGCGCGAAGAGCUGGACAUGGCACACGCCGCCAAACGUGAGGCGGUCCGUGAGAAAGACGCCGCACUCGAGACGAUCGUCGACCGUGACCAAACGAUCCUAAAAUUCCGCGAGCUGGUACAACGGUUGAACGACCAGUGUCAGGAGUUGCGCGAACGAUUGAACCAGGAAUCGAGCAAGCAACAGCAGCAACAGCAAGCGAAGGAUACGGCUCUCAUCACGGAGACGAUCGAUUUCAAGCAAAUGUUCGCCGAAUCGAAGGCCUUCACGCGAGCCAUCGAUCUGCAGCUGCGUCAGAUCGAGCUAACGCAGGCAAACGAACACGUGCGCUACCUGUCCGCAUUCAUGCCGGACGUGUUCAUGGCACGGGGCGGCGAUCACGACGCCAUCCUCGUGAUCCUGCUCGUCUCGCGUAUCGUCUUUAAGGCGGGCAUUAUCGUGAGCCAGGCACGGGAACGCUUCUCGGACGUACCACAAGUGGACCGAGCGGCGAUCCUAUCCGGUCACGAGGUGGCACAGUUUGGCUUCCGUUCGCGCCUGCUGCACCACGUGCACAAUCUGCAAAGCAUCAUGCACCAGUUCCUGUACAGCAUGACCGGUUGCAAUCCGGACACGCUGCUGAAGAUCGGUGCGGCGCUGCCGGAAAUGCAGGCACAAGAGAAGAUGGUGGACGAGAUUGUGGACCUGCUGAAGGCUAACCAGCUGGACGAGAACUCCUCCACGGACAAUCUGGAGAAGUGCGUGACGUUCUUCAACGCCAUGUACGUGGUGCUGCUGACCGGUGAGGAUCUCGUAAACGAAACUCAAAUCGUACGGGAUUGUACCGCUUCGAUCGGGGCCGCUUGCGAUUCGAUUGCGAACGAUUCCAACAUCAUCAAGAUGCUGAUUAAGCCGGGCGACGAGACGAGCGAUUCCGGACUGCUGCUGCAGUACAUUCUGCAAAACGUCGAAAACGUGCGGCAACAACUGAAACUGGUGAAGCGCCGCCUGCCGCAGGACGUGACCAUCACGAAGUGUAACCUCUCGAUGAACACGUUGCGCAAUCUGAAGCGUACGGCGGAGGCACUGAAUAAGGUUAUGAGCGUGCUGUUCUACGCCACCCGCCAGUGCCUGCAGCUGGUAACGGUCGAUCCCGAAACGGAGACGUCCGUACCGCACGACAAGCUAUGGGAGAUCCUGUCGAACGGGUGCGAGAAGGUGUACGAACAGGACGAUCUCGGACCGUCCCAGAACGUGCGCACGGUGCUGAGUGCGUCCAGCACGGACAUGGGUCAACUGGCACAGUAUCUGCUGGAUCACGAGUACGAGAUCAUCUCGGCGACGAAUGCGGGCAAACCGAAAGAGAAACCGGCCGCACCGAUCAUCCUGCGAGCGCAAGCCGUCAAGAAGCAGCUCGAGGAAACGAAAACGCUAACGGCGACGCUCGAGAACCGGGAGGCGGAAAUUCGGCAGCUCAAGCUGGCCGCCAAGCUGAAGCUGAACGAGCUGUCCGAGAUGCAGAUCCGGAAGGAUUUGGCCGAAAAGAAGCUGUCGGUGCUGCAGCAGGAUCACGAAGCGAACACGACGCGACUGCAGAAGCAGUACGACGAGGUGUGCACCAAGUUGAAACAAAAGGAGAAGGAGUUCGAGGAAACGAUGGACCAUCUGCAGAACGAUAUCGAUUCGUUGGAAAGCGAAAAGAGCAGCCUGCGCGAUAAGUUGAAAUCGUUCAGCUCGCGCAAGGUGGAUCUCAAGACGACGACCGCGCUCGAUAUCUCGGCCAGUUCCCCGUACAUCGCGCAGGAACUGUCGCUGCUCAAGCGCGCGUUUAAGGACGAGCGAACCGAGCGGCUAAAGGUGCAAGCGAACGAGUACCGCAAGAUCCUGUCCGGGUUGGAACCACUGCACGUACCGCAACCGAAGGACGAGCGCAUCCAGCAGCUAGAACAGGAGAUUACGCGCGUGAAGCAUGACCUCAUCAUGUCGCUAGUCAAGGGUGCCGAGUUGCCCUCCACCCGCACCGUGCACGGUAGUGUGUCGAAGACGAUUCUUGACCACGAGAACCGCCAGAAGCGGCAGCAGACGCAGAUCCGGGCGAAGGCGGAACAGCUGGCGUGUGACGUUAUGCAGGAGUACCUCCACCGGAAACCGCACCGGGCGGCAAAGGCCGACUUUGCGACGUUCCCAUCGAACGAGCUGUCGGCGGCGUUCCGCGUGAACGUAAGGAUGUAACGCGCAACAACGCAUCGUUUAUUGAACUGAGUUGUAGAUGAUAGUUUGCUAAACCUAGCGUAGUGUAUUUCGGGCGGACUGAAACAAGCUUGCUUCGUGGCCACGUGGCUUCGUUGCCACGUGGUCCAUCAAAUGCGAGCCUUUCCAAAUGCCCUCCACGCCACCUAGGAUGCGCAGUAUACAGAUCUUGUUUUCCUUCGUCCCUUCAUCCACUCCUAUUUAUUAUGCCCCUACUAAGUCUUUGUUGUUUUUCCCUUUUAUUGAGCUUUAAACGGUCGGAGGGAUGAGUGUUUUAUGUUACGAGUACAACCGACGGAUCGGCAAACGGCGACGCCUCAGGUGCUUGAUUCGCUUGGCUUUGGCUCUUAUAAAGUGGAAUGUUUCGACAUGUAUCAUAUUUAAACAAUUUACUUAAGCCAACCAUCAAUCAUGAAGACGCAGCCGAAACUAAGAUUCACAAUGAUAUGUACCAUUUACCAUUCCUUCCUGCUUUCGAUGGCAGCAAACAGUUAAUAAAGUGAACCCAUCGUGAUAUGCAUACUAACAUUAAAGCCGGAAGUUGGUAUAGCUUUCAGACACGGUAUAACAUCCGAUUGCAGUCGACAUAGAGUAGAAGUUCUUUCGAUAAAUGGUGGGUGUGUCAUUUUCAUUUUGGUUCUUUUGUUUAUUUUAUGUACUUUUUUUCAUUC